CGAUGUGGGAAUAAACCGGAGUGCCCGGAGAAAACCCACGCAGGGAAGGGGAGAACAUGCAAACUCCACACAGGCGGGGCCGGGAUCGAACCCGGGUCCUCGGAACUGUGAGGCCAACGCUUUACCAGCUGAUCCACCGUUCGUGAACCGAGUACCGCUACGCAACAGGUCACACAGUAUUUGCAUAAAAAAAAAAGCGAACACGUGUUUUAUUUUGGAGGUGUCAGCCGGACAUCCGCGUCAGCUCCGAGCGGCUUCGCUGGCUGACUUUUCGUCGGCUGCGAGCUGUAAACCGCUCCUGGUCUCCAACCUGCUUGUUGAUCGCUCCGGGCGGCGGAUUAACACGGGCCGGUUUAUUAUUAGCUCGACUGGCACCGCGGGGCGGCUUUGACUCGACGGGAGGAGCCGUCGUUAAGCAGCCGACACCGCGUUACGGCGGUGCUUUUUGUCGAGUUUUUGCAAGCUGAAGAGGCUUUUUACGUCCUUCCGCCAAUGUAGCUCGUUUAGCUAGCAGCGUCGCCUUCACAUCGUUUCUACUGCGCCGUUUUUCUUCCCCUUUCUUUGUGUUUUUUGUUGUUGUUGUUCCUCUUCAGCUUGCUCGAUAACCAUCGCAGUCGGCGGUGCGCGUAAGUGUCGGAAAAAAAAAAAAAAGGGAGUCAAGAUUGAGGAUUCAUCCCGAGGCUGUCAACCGGCCUCACCCCCCCUCCACCCCCGGUCACCGAGCGAAUUAAUGGCCGGAAAUCCGAGGAGGGGCGCGGGUCUCAUCGGCUUGAUGAAGGACGCCUUUCAGCCCCACCAGCAGCCCCUGCAGCCCCACCAACCCGCCGUGGUGGACAAGAAAAUGGUGGAGAAGUGCUGGAAGCUCAUGGAUAAGGUGGUGCGCUUGUGCCAGAACCCCAAGGUGGCGCUGAAGAACAGCCCGCCUUACAUCCUGGACCUGCUGCCCGACACUUACCAGCACCUGCGCACCAUCCUGUCGCGCUACGAAAACCGCAUGGACAUGCUGGGGGAGAACGAGUACUUCCGCGUGGUCAUGGACAACCUGACCAACAAGACCAAGCAGACCAUGAGCCUCUUCAAGGAGGCCAAGGAGAGGAUGUACGAAGAGAACUCGCAGCCCAGGCGAAACCUCACCAAGCUGUCGCUCAUCUUCAGCCACAUGCUGGCCGAGCUCAAAGCCAUCUUCCCAAACGGGCUAUUCCAGGGCGACAACUUCCGCAUCACCAAGGCCGACGCCGCUGAGUUUUGGAGGCGCUCCUUCGGGGAUAAGACCAUCGUCCCGUGGAGGACGUUCCGCCAGGCACUGCACGAGUUCCACCCCAUUAGCUCGGGCCUGGAGGCCAUGGCGCUCAAGUCCACCAUUGACCUCACGUGCAACGAUUACAUCUCCGUCUUUGAGUUCGACAUCUUCACCAGGCUCUUCCAGCCAUGGUCAUCUCUGUUGAGGAACUGGAACAGUCUGGCUGUCACACACCCGGGGUACAUGGCCUUCCUCACGUACGACGAGGUCAAGGCUCGUUUGCACAGGUUCAUCCACAAGCCUGGCAGCUACAUCUUCAGGCUGAGCUGCACGCGACUGGGCCAGUGGGCCAUCGGCUACGUGACGGCAGACGGCAACAUCCUGCAGACCAUCCCUCAUAACAAGCCUCUGUUCCAAGCGCUCAUCGACGGCUACAGAGAGGGAUUCUACCUAUUCCCAGAUGGUCGUGCACAGAACCCAGACCUAACAGGGCUGUGUGAACCGUCUCCACAAGACCACAUCAAAGUCACGCAGGAGCAGUACGAGUUAUACUGCGAGAUGGGCUCCACGUUCCAGCUGUGCAAGAUCUGCGCCGAGAACGACAAGGACGUCAAGAUCGAACCGUGUCGACACCUGAUGUGUACUUCCUGUCUGACUGCCUGGCAGGAUUCGGAGGGUCAGGGUUGCCCCUUCUGCCGCUGUGAGAUCAAGGGCACCGAGCCCAUCGUGGUGGACCCCUUCCACCCCAAGGCCAGCGGGGGGGCUUUCGCCGGCUUCCAGGGGGGAGCCAGCCGGGCGGAGGCGGCCACCACCAACGACGAGGAAGACGACGAGCGUCUGGAGGACCAGAACCUCGUCAUGAGCAGGCUGGCCUGUAGCAAGGUGGACCGCCCGCCAUCUCCCGUGUCCCAGCUGCCUCCGGUCCCGCCCCGGCUGGACCUCCUUCAGCAGAGACCCUCCAGCUCACACAGCCAACUGGUCCAAGGAGCCUGCCCUAAGAUGGGGCCCACACACCGGGACAAACCCCUCCCGCUGCCCCCGGCACUCCGAGAGCUGCCGCCGCCGCCCCCUCCGGAGCGCCCCUCGCUGGCGGCGUCGGACUCCAGGCUCCAAAGGAGACCCCUGCCCUCAACGCCCGACACGCCCGCCUGGACCGCCAACUACAUGGUGCCGCGGCCCGUCUGCAAGGCGCCCACCGCCGCCCUGCCCGCCGCGCCUCAAAGCGGCGGCGCCGAGGCAAACAAGGCGCAGGCGGCCACCAAUGCCAUCUACUGCCUGGCCGCCAGGUCGCUGCCGACGUCGGCCGUGUCCAGCAGGGAAAAGUUGCCGACCGACAGCGAGGAGAACGACUACAUGAGUCCCACCUCCCUGCCAGCAUCGGGCGCCGCGUGGAUCAUUAACGGCUCCUUGGUGCCGCCGCCGCCUCCUCCCAACCAAUCAGACCACCACAAUGGCGUCAGCGGCGUGGACGUGGACUCCGGCGACCCUCAGGUGUACGAGGCCAUGUGCAACAUCCAGGCCCAGGCUGCCUCUUCAGAGGCCAGCGAUCACGAACGUCCUCAGCACUCCUCCUCCGUGGUCUACCAGCCCAAGUCCACGGACGGCUCCUUCGAGGACGCGUACGAGUACGACUGCCCCCGCCCUCUGGCCCCACCGGCGCCCGCCCGGCGUGCCCUGGCCGACUUCAACGGUCCUUCCAAAGCGUUCGGCACGCUCAGCAUCGACGGAGCCGCCGAAGCCGGUUUGUACGCAGCCGGCGCGGACCCCGAAAGCCCCCCCAAACCCCUCCCGCGCCGCGCCAACUCAGACCGGCGGAUCCGGCCGCCGAACCGCGAGCUCCCCUCUGUCUCGCAGGAGCAGCCCCUCCGGCCCUCCGCCUCGCACACGCCGCCUCCGCCCUCGGCCGCCGGCGUGGCCCUGAGCGGCGAGAUCGAGUGCCUGAUGUCUCAGGGCUACUCCAUCCAGGACAUCCAGAAGGCGCUGAUGAUCGCCAGGAACAACCUGGAGACGGCCAAGAACAUCCUCAGAGAGUUUGUGUCGGUUCCGUCGCCCGCGCACAUCGUCACAUAGUCCCGCCGCAACCCCCGUCUCGUGCCAUCGGUCGCCUCCGAACUCUUUCACGCUUCAUCCCGCGAGGAAAAACUUUAAAAGCCUUUAAAUGUUCAUAAACGUGUACGACGUAACCACUCGAGGGACCACCGCCUGGGCUCAAUGUGACACAAGCGCCGCUAGCCGUUAAUGUCGUCGUGUUACGUUGCGACCCGCUUUGUUUAAUAAUGAAAACAAUAACGUACGAACAAGGUUGUCCGUGGUUCUGCAACGGAGAUGGGCAUUUGGAGCCAAACGGCAGCAUAUAUUUCUGGGCGUGUUCGUUUCCACAGCCUUUGUUUACGUCAACUUCCUGCUACUAUUUGUUCUGAUUCCUGUUUAGGCAGAGAGGUCCCGAUACCUUUAUUUUGCAGCCCAUUUAAGGUAACGUCGAUGACAUCACUGUCAUUGUCGCUUCGUCUCGAAUUGUUCGACAGCCCAUUAAAGCUUCAACAGUAACAUCGUGUCGAGCUUGAAGACAUUUUUUCUAUUUGUUCCGCAGCCCAUUUGCCCAUCCUUAGUUCCGUGCGUCGCCUGACUUCUGAGACGUGUUCGACCUUUUUUUUUAGCGCUACACGCAGCCUCGAGGUUCUCUUGGACCGUUUUCAGACUGAAACGCGCCAACAAAGUAAGAAAGCCGCUUUCCCUAGCUCGCGGCGGACGGGCGAAGAGCGAGCGCAUUCCAUUCCGGGUUUACUCGAACGAAUCUCGUCAGUUCGUGUCUGUUAAAUGUGCCUUUCGGCAGGUUUGCUCGCCAUUUCGGAAGACUUUUCUUCCUCCAGUAGCCACAGAUGGUAUUAAUAAGAAAAAGAGAUUAACAGUUUCAAUGCUAGUACUAAAGAAUUGUCGUCUCGGGACUGAUGUAACCUAACGUGGUAGCACAUUGACUUCAUGUCACAUGUUUAAGGCCUUAAGGAGGACUUUUUAAGGUGAUACGUUUUUAUUUUGGAGAGCCACUCGAGGGAUCUCGCGUGAUUGACGAUAACCUCCGUGCUAUAUGUCUUCUCUCGACUUACACUUUUGUGUCUUUCAGAAAGACAACCCCCCCCCCUCGUCCCCUCCGCGCUCUCUCAUUCGAUUGGUCACCUCCAACACGCCUCAUUUACAAGACAGAAAAUGUCUGAUUUAAAAUGGACGCUUAAACAUGUACACUUUAAAAGAAGUCUUUAAACUUGCCUUUUUUUUCUCUCAACUCGCCUACUAAAAUGUUUGUUGCUGCUUUGUCAUUAUUUAAAUGAUUUAUUUAUUGUCUUUUUAAUAUCCUCUGCAUUUGUUGUGUUGCCAUGAUUUCAUGCCCAAGCCAUUAAGAUUUUUAAUUAAACUAUUU
Molecule: messenger RNA, 4655 nt
Organism: Syngnathoides biaculeatus (alligator pipefish)
Lineage: Eukaryota; Metazoa; Chordata; Actinopteri; Syngnathiformes; Syngnathidae
Product: E3 ubiquitin-protein ligase CBL-like
Exons: 15
Coding region: 731-3310 (859 amino acids)
Biological process (GO): negative regulation of epidermal growth factor-activated receptor activity; cell surface receptor signaling pathway
Cellular component (GO): membrane raft; plasma membrane
Molecular function (GO): SH3 domain binding; receptor tyrosine kinase binding; phosphotyrosine residue binding
Source: RefSeq, a predicted model, not a curated record